AUGGCCGAGCUACGACCAGGAUCCACACCCAAGCGUACGGUAUCGUUUGGUCCGUCUGAUACAGUCACCCUCACAUCCUCGGACGCCACCACCAAUAGCAGCAGCGACGUCGCUGUGCAUUCAUAUCCGUCUUCGGGCUUGGACGCUGGUGGCGGAUCGAGUAUAUCCGCAUCCGUGCUGAAAUCAGCCAUGAAGCCGGGAAAAGAUCGCAAGCGUCUGCCCCCUGCGGAACAGUACCAACACCCGGACCCGCUACUUCGCCGCCUUCGUCUUGUCGAUGCGCACGGUGUCCCGGUCGACCUACGAAAAACGUUUCGCGACACCAAAGUAGUCGGUUUCUACUUUGCCUCACAGUGGGCAGGCCAACCACUCAAAGAAUACCACCAAACCAUCUCGGACUUUUGUCGUCAACAUCCGCACGAGUUCAAAGCCAUUUACGUCUCGGUCGACGUGGAUGAACAGUGGUACAAGGCAGGCGUCAAGGACAAACCGUGGAUCUCGAUGGUUUGGAACGAUGGUAGCAGCAUGCCUGCCGAACGUGCCGACCGCACCGCUGCCAACUCGGACGGUGAUCUGGACGAACUUCCACAGCUGUACAACAACGAAGACUUCCUCUUGGCCAACGAGCAGGAUAUCGACGAGAGCUUGAGCCACACCGAUAAAAGCGGAGAGGCGUACUUGAGACCCUUCUCCAGGGUUCACCUAGCCGCCAAGUUGAACAUCAUCGCUGCUCCGACACUGUGCAUCUACCAUGUGCAGUCAGGAAAGAUGCUAGAGUGGAAUGUUCGGAUGGGCAGAUUGAGCAGUAAUAGGAGUAGGGAGACGUGGGAAAAAUGGCUCGCAGGCGAGAGCGCCGCCAACUUCGGUUUCACCGACGCGUUAUCGGUGGCUCCAUACACGAUUUUGAUCGGGUUGGUGGCGUUAUUGUAUUUCAUCGUGGUAAAGGUAGGAGGUGAAGAGUACAACGUGUUGAAGAGGACGUUGCAUAGCCUGUUGGAAGGGACGACGGGGGGCACGCAUCAAUUGAUCAAGGCGCCAAACGACGAGUUGUAG
Molecule: messenger RNA, 1053 nt
Organism: Mycosarcoma maydis (corn smut)
Lineage: Eukaryota; Fungi; Basidiomycota; Ustilaginomycetes; Ustilaginales
Exons: 1
Coding region: 1-1053 (350 amino acids)
Source: RefSeq, a predicted model, not a curated record